Messenger RNA from Teleopsis dalmanni, 1069 nucleotides. Its product is annotated as autophagy-related protein 16-1-like. The transcript has 3 exons. The coding region runs from base 325 to 1020 and encodes 231 amino acids. Gene Ontology annotation, cellular component: autophagosome membrane. The record is from RefSeq and is a predicted model, not a curated record. Lineage: Eukaryota; Metazoa; Arthropoda; Insecta; Diptera; Diopsidae. Gene Ontology annotation, biological process: autophagosome assembly.
UGAGAGCAUUCCUUUGACAUUUGUAGUUGUUGGAAUUGUUUUGAGUGACUGACAAAAAGUCAAAACAAUAGAUCGUGUUUUUGUGUCGCUUGUAAGUCAACGGAUUGUUAUUAGCUUUUAUAAUCAUAAUAAAACCAUAUUUAAGUUGCCUGAGAAAGCCUUUUAUUAUGAGAAAUACACAAAUCAUUAAAAUAUACACGUUUGGCAGUGGGAAAUAAUUUGCGGGGGAAGUGAAAGCAACGACGUUGUGACGAAAGAUUCGAGAAAGCAAAACAGUUUUGUUGACGGUUGUGGAUUACUGCGGCCACGCCUGCACAUUGCACAAUGGCUGGAGAGGAACCAGAAUGGCGCAAAGUUCUUAUAGCACGCCUGCAGGAGAGGGACCGCAGACAGAAACUAAACUUUCAAGACAUCAUAGGUCAAAAUAACAAGCUGCUGGACAAUGUAACACAAUUAAAAGCGGAUAAUUUAAAGUUAUCUGUUGAGAAUGAGCAACUGCGUACGGCGCUCUCAACAGGUGGCGGCAAAGAUACCACAGGUGCACAGCUCGCCAUUAGUGCACUGGAAAAGAAGCUGCUGGCGCAACAGGAAGAAUUAACCGAGCUGCACAAAAGGAAAGGGGAAAACUCGCAAUUAAUUGUCGAUUUAAAUGUUAAAGUUGACAAACAAAACAAAAUCAUUUCCGAAAAGGAACAGACUUUGACAGAGCAACAAUCUGCGAAUAACUCAUUACGUGCGGAGGUGCAAAUGUUGAAAACAAAUCUAGAGGAACUGAAGAAACUGAAUAUGACGAUGUUGGAUGAACACACUGCGUUGCAGUUGGCUUUCAGUGCUUUGGAAGAAAAACUACGUGGAGUGCAAGUGAGUAACAAGUCGCCAAAGUACGAAAUCAAACGUGGCAGCAAAAUAUGUCUACAAAUACUCAAGCAAUUAAUUUUCAAUAUUUUUUCUUCAAGAAAAAGAUAUCAAUUAAUCAAGAAAUCAAGAUACCACAUUAUUCUUUUCGAAAUCAAGUCUUGAAAAUUUUUCGAAAGAGAACUUAUUAAUAUCACUAAUACUGCAAACUCUA